AUGCACGGCAUGUUCGUAUUGGGAAAAGAGCGAAGAAAGGGUAAAAAGGGCCCCAAGUUGACCAAAGCCCAAAAAGCAAAACUAAAGCUUGAGGAGGAGGAGAGAAGGUUGCGAGAAGAAGAGGAGGCUCGGAUUCAAGCGGAGAGAGAAGAACAGGAAAGGUUGGAAAGGCAAAGAAGACAGGAAAUCUUGGAUAAACUCGAAGAAAAGGACAGCAAACGCAGAGGCGGCGAGCUGGGAGAACUCCGUUCCCUGCUGGCAAAAAAUUAUUUUGCUGUGAAAAAGCAUAAAAACGAUGUUGCACAAAUGACCAAGUGGGACAAAUACAUGAAAUGCAGCGACAUUCCCGACUCGUCAGUUCAGCAAGAAGUGAACACUUUCAUCAGUUUGUGGCACGAUAACCAGGAAUGCAGCGCCAAGACCGUAUUCAAGCAGUGUAAAGUCGCUUUACAGCUUAUCGAAGAAACUGAAACACUGCUCAGGGAGGUGACCAACGAGAAGCACAUCGCUAAAUACUUGGAGGCUCUCUUGGUUCUGCAGGACAUUGUUUACACCAAAAUUCUCAACAUUAGCAUGGAGAUAUUAAAGGAAGCCGGCAACAACAUUGACACCGAGACGGGCAACAUGCAAGCUGUGAUUAAAGACGACAACAGCACACUGUGUCUAUGGGCCAACCUCAUGAGGAAUCCCAGAUUUAAACGUUUAACUUUCAAAGGCGUGGGCCUUGGCUUUGAGCUGACCAAACAGCUGGCAGCGAGCAACAUCGCCCUGCGGGUCCUCCACACCAGCUACGACCACCUAUCCUUAGUGUGCAGGUUGACUCACAUGAAACCCACCACGGCCCCCCGCAGUUUGCUCACCGUAUUCGAAGACGUUCCGCCGGAGGCGACCGUCAAGCAGGAUGACGAGACCCCAGAGGAGACUCAAGAUGUGGAGGAGGCACAGCAGGAUGAAGAGACUGCCAAGGAACAUGAGCAGGACAAAAUUGUGGAAGAGGAAUUUAUAUCAGAAAGACUGUCGGAAGAAACUAUGAAUUCAGAAAGUCAAAUAACACGAUCCAGUAUCCCAAAUUCAGAGGAUGGCGAUAGCCAGUACAUAUCACAGGCGGAGGUCAUCGCAGACGAAAAGACUCCUCCACCGCCACAUGAUGUGACAGAAUACCGCGAGCAUGUCAACGUAGUGGAUUUGAGAAUGUACACGCCCCUGGGAGGGGUCUUCUACUAUGAGCUCUUCCACCUUCCGUCGCAAUCUUUUCAUAUCAAGGGCUGGGAAAUCCAAAAGAUAUCAGACACAGGCUUGAAAGUCUUCAAGUAUGUUGCCGAGAAGCCAAAUCCAGAAGAUGAGGAAGCCGCCUCCACACUUGUCAGCUUGUCUGUGAAACUCCCAGAAUCGGUGGUCUUCCUGGAAACUCCUCAAGUGGCUCGCUGGGAUCCGGAAGCAAAGUACUGGCGAAUGGACGGUAUAAUCGACUUUUCUUACCGUGAACAUGUUGAAGAGGAGGGGGUGCCGAAGGUGGAAAAGGAUGAAGAUGACGAUGAGGAGGAGGAGGAAGAAGAGGAGGAAAGCAGUGGGGGGACAAAGGUCUCCUUCAAAAUGGAGCACUUCUACCCCUUUGUGUUGAUGCAGCGCACCUACGCCAACUUUCCCUUUCGGCGCUGGGAGCUGCGCCCGCUUGGCAAAGACUCAGCUCUCUACAGCAUCCAAGGGGCGCUCAUAGACCUCAGCAUCACUAUUCAGGGGAAUCAGUGCAUGCUGAAAUCGGACCAAGAGUUGGGGCUCACCGAUCUUUUUGACAAGUGGAUGAGCGCGCCCGACCUGCAGCAGGCCAUGCUCAAGGCGGGCAUCAACAUCUUUGUCAACGAGCACACCGAGAAGUUUGUAACCUUCAGUCGCAAGGACCCAAAAAUAGAACACGUUGCUUACGAGCAGAUGGCUCUAUUUGCGUCAGUUUGCACCUUCUCAUGGAGCAAAUGGAAUGCUGAAUGCGGUCCAGAACACUUUGUCGUAAAGCUCUGCGAGCACCAGGGCCUCGAGCAACCGCCCGAAGAUUUGUGGAAUCUCUACCUCGUGGGGCCUCAAAGAUUCCAGAAGUUGGAGAUGAAGGAAACCAGCGAGGUCUUCUGCGCUGACCACCAUCCCGACAGCGAGUUUCAUUCGACCUUCAUUCACAUGAUCCAGGACAACAUGAGCCCCGAGGGGAUAACUCGAACCCGGGAAGCCCACUUCCUCUUCGUCGACACUGUUCAGAGCCUAUUCUGCAUCACCAGGCCGCUCAAGUUUUGCUAA
Nerophis lumbriciformis (worm pipefish) is the source of this 2286-nucleotide messenger RNA. NCBI's taxonomy places the organism in Eukaryota, Metazoa, Chordata, Actinopteri, Syngnathiformes, Syngnathidae. The record is from RefSeq and is a predicted model, not a curated record.